Molecule: messenger RNA, 1311 nt
Organism: Suillus plorans
Lineage: Eukaryota; Fungi; Basidiomycota; Agaricomycetes; Boletales; Suillaceae
Exons: 3
Coding region: 1-1311 (436 amino acids)
Source: RefSeq, a predicted model, not a curated record
AUGCAGACACCCCACUCGGAAUUCAAUAUCUCCGACACUGUUUCAGAUAUCACCGGUGCACUACAAAACAUAAUCGCACGUUCGCAAGUGAUUAUUCCAGUCCUUGAAACUCCGUACUCCAGAUCCCCCAAUACCGACCACUCUACCAUCGAGCUCGAAUGUCAGAGCGUUGUCAACAUUAUCGCUCAGCGCCAGCAGCAAUUGGAUACAGUUCUGCAUGAGAUCUCGGGCCUGGUGGCCGUGAUGGAUAGUGUCAAAAAUCUUCAUCAGGCAGUCCUUGAGAAGAAGGAGAAGAUCACGCAGUCGAUGAAUCUUCACAAGGGACUGCUAUCGGCUCUCUGGCGCUUCCCAACGGAAAUUUUAUCCCAAAUAUUCAACCACUGUCUCCCUGAAAACAUAAUAUGUCUAUCCCCAUUGAGGCUCCGAGUUAAAACCCCCACACUGUUAACGGGAAUAUGCCGAGGAUGGAGGGAGGUUGCUGUGGGUACGCCCGAAUUAUGGUGCAGGUUGUAUGUGAAAACCGACCGCAGACACUGGGAGCAGGCAGCUUUGCACUAUGACUUGUGGCUCAAGCGUUCACGAGGGUGUCCGCUCUCGUUAGAACUGGGGGACCACUACUCGACCAAACUACGAAGCCUUCUUCAGCCUUAUGCGAGUCACAUCACAUCUUUUCACGUCCAUGCUGGUUACUUCCGUGACAGACACCCUCAGCUGUCUGCUACAGACCUCCCAGAACUUCAGGAGCUAGCCAUACUAGGGACGACAAAUCGUGAUAUUCCAACCAUUGCACAAUUUAUCUCGCGACUGCCGUCUACUAUGCGUACUCUAAAGUUCAUUGGCACGGGAGUGUUUUUCGACAUUGAGCCCUUGUCUUCUUUCAGUCCUGUAUGGGCUCACCUGACAGAUAUCCGGAUCGCCGUAUGUCACCCGAACGUAUUCCUCCAUUUGCUUCAGCUAUGUCCCAACCUCUCCUCCUUAUAUAUCCACAUAGCAAUGGACCAAAGAGGACCCUUGAAAUCAUUCACGCACACCAAACUACAAUCCUUAUACAUCCUUCAUGAUGCUUUGCACACGUACCAUUUACCUGAGCUGCUCAAUGCUCUAUCACUCCCCAAUUUGUGCACGCUUCGUACUCACUACGAUCGCUACAGUGAAUCUUGGCCUCAUAAGAAUAUGAAGGCAUUUUUGGCACGGUCAAAGUGUCUACUGGAGACCCUGACUAUCGGUCGAGCGACGAUAACAGAUGCGCAACGAGCGGAAUAUGUUUCCCUCAUUCCUUCGCUCAAAGUAGUGAAUCAUAGUAGUUCAUGA